This is a messenger RNA of Cyprinodon variegatus (sheepshead minnow), 1019 nucleotides long. Its product is annotated as ubiquitin-conjugating enzyme E2 H-like. The record is from RefSeq and is a predicted model, not a curated record. The transcript has 7 exons. Lineage: Eukaryota; Metazoa; Chordata; Actinopteri; Cyprinodontiformes; Cyprinodontidae. Bases 321 to 872 code for a protein of 183 amino acids. Gene Ontology annotation, biological process: protein polyubiquitination; ubiquitin-dependent protein catabolic process. Gene Ontology annotation, molecular function: ubiquitin conjugating enzyme activity. Gene Ontology annotation, cellular component: nucleus.
AAGCAGUUUACUAAAAGCGUGUGUGCGAUCUGUGAGUGUAUUUCUGUGUGUGAGCUCCUCCUCUGCUCUGUUUGGCUGCUGGCUGGAGGUUGAUGUCGCUGGCAGAGUGUUCAGGACAGGACCCAACUAGGUAGAGCUGGUCAAAGAGGAAGAAAAGGGAAAAAGUAGGGGAUGUUGCAUUUAGGAUCCUGUUUAUGGACACUGCAGGCAGGCUGCUGCUAACAGUCCGGUGGCCUUGUAGGUGCUGUCAAGCUGAAAGGUUAAGGUAGUCUCAGAUCCGCAGUAGUAUUUUUAGAUCUCUUCUUUGAGGUACACAAAAAAUGUCGUCUCCAAGUCCAGGCAAGAGGCGAAUGGACACCGACGUGGUAAAACUCAUUGAGAGUAAACAUGAGGUCACGAUCCUGAGUGGACUGAAUGAGUUUGUGGUCAAAUUCCAUGGGCCACCUGGAACGCCGUAUGAAGGAGGCGUAUGGAAGGUUCGGGUGGAUCUACCAGAUAAAUACCCUUUUAAAUCCCCAUCAAUAGGUUUCAUGAACAAAAUCUUUCACCCCAACAUUGAUGAAGCAUCAGGAACAGUGUGUUUAGAUGUCAUCAACCAGACAUGGACAGCUCUUUAUGACCUCACCAACAUCUUUGAGUCCUUCCUCCCUCAGCUGCUCGCCUACCCCAACCCCAUCGAUCCUCUGAAUGGGGAUGCCGCCGCCAUGUACCUGCACCGGCCAGAGGACUACAAACACAAGAUUAAAGAAUACAUCCAGAAAUACGCCACAGAGGAGGCUCUAAAGGAGCAGGAGGAGGGCGGAGGGGACUCCUCCUCCGAGAGCUCCAUGUCAGACUUUUCUGAGGACGAGGCUCAGGAUAUGGAGUUGUAGUGAAGGCGAAGGCGUCCUUCAUCUCUCAACAGACUAUCAUUUCCUAAAGAGCAGAAACUCAGUACUAUAUUCGUAUUUAAACAAACAGGACACAUUUUUUUACGGUAACACAAGGAUUUUUAUUGCCACACAAGGUUUUGCAGUAUG